This is a messenger RNA of Leptosia nina, 951 nucleotides long. NCBI's taxonomy places the organism in Eukaryota, Metazoa, Arthropoda, Insecta, Lepidoptera, Pieridae. The record is from the annotation of a GenBank genome assembly.
AUGCGAAAUUCUCUUCCAGAAUAUGAUCUUCUCGUCAUACCAAUACCAAAAGUGAGUCACACUAAACAUCAGACAGAAGUACUCCGGAUCCCGAUUUUCAAGAAGCAACCAAAACAGGACAACUUAUUGAAAAUCGACUUGGAGCCCUACGACGAACCAACAGACGUACCAGAUAUCGACAAUUUUGAUUACAAUAAAGACAGAUUUAAUAAAAAACUAUCAAAACGAAUAGAUGAAGAUUUUGAAAACCUUUAUGGGGAAGACAAAAUUGUCGGCGGUUUUGAAGUGGAUAUCAAUUUGUACCCGUACCAUGUGGGGUAUGGGACUAACUGCGGCGGGGCUAUUAUCGAUAAGCGAUGGGUCUUAACGGCUGGCCAUUGUGGGAGAAAGCCGUACAUCCGCGUUGGAUCAAAAUACCUCAACCAAGGAAGGAAGGUCGCCGUCAAGAGAAACUUCAUCCAUCCCAUGUGGAGUCCAAAGGCUAAGAGCAAGGAGCAUCCCUUCGACUUUGACUUUCAACUCAUAGAACUCGCCGAAGCGUUGAAAUUUGAUGACAACGUCCAACCAAUAAAGAUAGCCCACAUCGAAGAUAUGACUAUCGGAAAGGUCGUGACUGUCACCGGCUGGGGUAAUACAGAGGAGAAUGGUCCCUAUUCUAACGUUCUACGCGCAGUCCGAGUACCAAUUAUAUCAAAAGAGAAGUGCCAGAACGUCCCUUUCCCCUACUUCAGAGGUGGUCUAACUGCUAGGAUGUUCUGCGCCGGAUUCGAUGUGGAGAAGAAGGAUGCUUGUCAGGGUGAUUCUGGUGGACCAGCUGUUCACGAAGACAGGUUACUCGGCAUGGUAUCAUUUGGUUACGGUUGCGCGACCCCCAGCUCAUUUGGGGUGUAUAGCAAGGUGGCGAAAGUCAGGCCCUGGAUCAAAGAUAUAACUGGCAUCAAUUUUGAUUAA